Limulus polyphemus (Atlantic horseshoe crab) is the source of this 6530-nucleotide messenger RNA. Its product is annotated as lysine-specific demethylase 6A-like. Gene Ontology annotation, cellular component: MLL3/4 complex. Gene Ontology annotation, molecular function: protein binding; histone H3K27me2/H3K27me3 demethylase activity; chromatin DNA binding. The transcript has 17 exons. The coding region runs from base 307 to 2781 and encodes 824 amino acids. The record is from RefSeq and is a predicted model, not a curated record. Gene Ontology annotation, biological process: regulation of gene expression. NCBI's taxonomy places the organism in Eukaryota, Metazoa, Arthropoda, Merostomata, Xiphosura, Limulidae.
ACAAAUUAAUUGUUAUGGAUCACUGAUAUUUUUUGUACGACUGCUGGCUAAAGACAAUAAUUUUUGGUGUGGAUAAACGUUUUUGAAGAGUUAACGGACAAACCCCAUAUCCAGGCACACGUCUCGCAGCAUUUGAAAAAUCAUCUUCACGUCGACUUUUCGCCCAGUUCCAACCUGUGUUUCCUGGGUAAUUAUUACGGCAGCUGUGGGAAGGGGCAGGAUGAGCUCCCAGCUCACAACUGGCCUAAGCUCAGUGCCGACACCUGGUUUACAUUAGGGGUCUUAUUCCAGGAACAAAACCUGACCAUGGAUGCACUGAGAGCCUACAGACAUGCAGUCCGGAUAGACAGUGGCCAUUCUCCUGCUUGGAAUAAUCUUGGUAUUCUGUAUGAAAAUUGUAAUCAGUCUCAUGAUGCAGUGAAGUGCUAUCUAAAAGCUAGAAGAGGCAAAGGCCCAGUAAAUUCACAUUUGACAGAACGAAUUCACUUCCUGCAAGAUCAGAUGAUGAGUUCCAUACCAAACAACUCACAGAGUCCAAGACAACUACCUUAUGUAGAAGACAGUGAUGUUAUUGUUUUACAAAAACAGUCAAACUUUGUUAAUCAUCAACAGGCCUUAACCAGUGAAACGGUUUCAGAAUGUCGAGGUGGUACGAAGCGUUAUUCAAAUAACAAAGAUGGUCAUUACAGAAGUAGAGUUAAUAAAAGAUUAAAGAUGACUUGUGAAUCCUCAAGUGGCAUUGAAUGCAUGAAAGAAAGCACUGUUGUGAAUUUCCAAGAUUGGCAGUCAUCAUCUUCAGUUGAUGCUGAUCAUGAAUUACCUUCCUCUGAAGAUGUUGAACAUAAACUCCAUACCUUGCUACUUCCAACAAGUGUAACAUCCUCUAUUAUUGAGCCAGACACUAAAGUACAGAAUAGAACUGAUAAUUUGAAUCCCUCUGAAGAAAAAUCAAGUACUUGUGUUGAUAAUUUGAAAACUGAACUAACUAAAAACCAGAGUACAAGGUUAUUAAGAUCCAUUAAAAAUAGAUUGUCAUGGACAGAAUCCAAAAAUACUGUGUAUUACAAGACACCUGGUUUACAUGCAAGAUUUCUAGACCCUCAGGUGGUAAUUGAAAAGCUACCAGAGCCCAAACGCCCUUCCACCCCCUCAAUUAAUAUGUGUGCUUCUGAAGUGUUAGACACUUGUGAGGAGUUGAUAAAAAACAGGGGCAUCUCCUCAUCUCUUAUCAAAUGGGAAUUAUGUCCAAUGGUGCCACCUCCUGAGGCUCCUCCUAUAGAACAUCCUAAAGAAGAAUUGCUUCCUCCAACACCAAGUGUUUUUUUGGAGAGCAGAAAAGAUGCUUUUUCUCCUAAGCUUCAUGAUUUCUGUCUUAAUCAUCCUAUUUCUGUGAUUCGUAAUAUUGCUACAGUAUUGAAUCUGGAUUUGGGGUUAUUCUCUACAAAAACUUUAGUAGAAGCUAAUCCAGAUCAUAGCAUCGAAGUCAGAACUCAAUUGAUGCAGUCAUCUGAUGAGAACUGGGAUCAAGAGAGAACUAAACAAGUGUGGAGAUGUGAGAGUCAACGGUCUCACACUACCAUUGCUCGAUACGCUCAGUACCAGGCUUCUUCUUUCCAAGAAUCUCUUAAAGAAGAACAAGAAAAGCUCCAUAAAGACUCGGAUAAUGAUUCUCUGGCCUCCAUAUCCUACAUUAGGGGGAAGAAGGGGAAAAAAACAAGUACAUUUAAGACAAUCAAGUUUGGCACAAAUGUUGAUCUUUCUGAUGAACGUAAAUGGAGAACACAACUGCAGGAGCUCACUAAGCUCCCAUCUUUUGCAAGGGUGGCUACUUCUGGGAACAUGCUGAGCCAUGUUGGCCAUACUAUUUUGGGAAUGAAUACAGUUCAAUUGUAUAUGAAAGUUCCCGGAAGUCGGACGCCCGGUCAUCAGGAAAACAACAACUAUUGUUCCAUCAACAUCAACAUUGGUCCUGGGGAUUGUGAGUGGUUUGCAGUUCCUGAGCCCUACUGGGGAGUAAUCCACAGACUGUGUGAAAGAAAUAACAUCAACUAUCUGCAUGGUUCCUGGUGGCCAAUCAUUGAAGACUUGCUUGCUGAGAAUGUUCCAGUAUAUAGGUUCCUGCAAAAACCUGGGGAUUUUGUGUGGGUUAAUGCUGGUACUGUUCACUGGGUCCAAGCUGUGGGAUGGUGCAAUAAUAUUGCUUGGAAUGUUGGUCCAUUGACAGCCAACCAAUAUCGACUGGCCAUAGAGAGAUACGAAUGGAAUAAAAUAGAAAAGUACAAGUCCAUUGUUCCAUUGGCUCAUUUGACAUGGAAUUUGGCUAGAAACAUCACAGUGUCAGAUCAAAAACUGUAUAAAUUAAUAAAGUUCUGUCUAAUGAAGACAUUGCAGAUGUGCCAGCUGUCUAUUGAUUUAGUGAAAAGUCUUGAAAAGAACAUUAGGUGGCAUGGUCGAGGAAAAAAUGAAACUGCACAUUAUUGUGGAAAUUGUGAGCUUGAAGUGUUCAACAUCCUGUUUGUGAAGGAGGUGGACAAGAAACAUAUGGUUCAUUGUCUUGAUUGUGCCAUUAAGGACAACUCAGAAUUGGAAGAGUUUGUCAUUUUGGAGGAGUAUACAAUGGAAGACCUAAUGGAUGUCUACGACAAUUUUAUCCUACAUCCUGUAAGACUGCUUUCAUGUACUUUCUAUAAGCAGAAUAAUCACAACUUCUUAAAACCAUUAAGAAAUACUAUAAAAUUGAGAAAAGUUACAGACGCUAAUCUUUUGGUAUCUUUAGGCUAAAUGAAGUGAUUCAAUAGGUGUGAAGUAGAUCUUACAAGUAUAUUUGAACAUUCAUGUUUUAUUAUAUUUGUAUUGUAUUAAUUAAUAUAUGUUAGAUCCAUGCCAGCCUGAUGGUUCAGGUCCUCAACUCACAAUCUACAAGUCACGGGUUUGUAUCCUCAUCACCGAACAUGUUCACCAAUUUAGUCAUGGGAGCAUUAUAGUGUGAUGGUCCAACCCACUAUUCAUUGGUAAAAGAGUAACCCAAGAGUCUAUCACACUAAAUUAGGGGUGGUUAGCACAGAUAGCCCUUGAUUAGCUUUGCACGAACUUAAAACAAAACUAAACAUGCAAAUAGAAAUAUGCUAAUGUUUUUAGCUUCCAUAUUGGCUUUUUGAGCAAUUACUCUUCAUAUUUGAAAACAUUUUUCAAAUGAAAUUUUUUUGUCCAAAACUUGGGGAAAUCAUGUAUCAAUUUGCAUUGUCUCUACCUAAUAGAGGAUUUUAUUGUCCAUACUUCCACAAGAAUUAAACCCUCUGCUUUUUUGUAUUAACCAAAUAGCUUGAAUUAUAACAUCUAAAAUGAUUAAAGUAAUUUCAUAAGAAAACAAAAAAUACAUUUCUGACUUGAUAUUGAUAAAUCAACUUCAGUACCAAUAUAUACAAGUAUAACCAAUUAGUAAAUUUCUAUAUAUUAAUCUUAUGGCUUUUCAGAAAAAUAUGCCUUCUAAAAGAAUGUUUGAACAAUGUUUACGGGUGAAAAACGCAUAUUGAAGUAUGCAUAUUAUAACUGUAGGGCUUUGAAGAUACAUAGCUUGUUCUUUGAAGGUGAAAUAGCAAAAAUACCAAUUAAUAGAUUUUGACUGAGUAGAUAUGAUUUAAGUUAUGUUAAGUGUAGUCAUAUAUACUUCCAUAUUACUGUAUGUGAUUUUUUUUUUCUUGUUGCACUCUGGUUUUCAAGCUUUAUAUCAAGGAAGUUCCAUAGUUAAAUAGGUUCAAAUAGUUAUUUUCUAACAUUUUUCUUUUUGCAUAUCUUUUUCUCUACAUUUUCUAUGAAUAAUUUCAUUUAUUAUAAAUUUUCUCUAUUUCAGCUACCAACAGCUUCAACUACUGCCACAUGACAACAUCUUGAAACUAGUUUCUAGAAAUUACAGAUAUGCUCAAGACAUUUGAAAGUUUCACACACACUGUUAAUGUAAACAAGUUGUUAACAGAUCAACAUUUGUUUCUGUUGGAAAUUCUAUAGGCUGAGAUGAUAUAAAAGCAGCCUAUUUUUUGUUCUCAGAUGAAUGACCUUAUGUUGUGAAUUCUGAACAAGAUGGAAAAUUUUGUAGAUUUCCCCAGUAGUUUUUAAUUAUUAUUAUUUUUUGGUUUGUCUAUCUUCCAUCUACAGAAGCUAGUGUUAAAACUUGUAUAGUGGAUGUGUAGAUACAAACAUGUGAUAAUAUGGGUUGUUUUUGAGGCAUUUACUUAUCCAUCUUCAGUUUAGAACAGCUGAUAUAAGGACUAUUAACAGACUGAAACCAGCAUGCAAUUACAACUAGAUGAAAAGAAGAAAUUAUAAAAGUUCCUUUAUUGAAAAUUUGAAGCCCAUGUACCCAUGCCAAAUGCAAAGUGUGAUUACAGUAUUUGGUAUUUUUUAUGGUGGAGUUAUUCUUAAGGCAACAGAUAUAACAUACCUAAGUGCAGUUGAUGCAGUUAUACCAUUUUGCACAUACAGCCUUUUUCUGGUGAAGACAAUUUGAUGCAUGAGUGUAUUGAUGCUUUGCCAGUAAUACAUCAAGUGCAAGACUUUGAGUUAUGAAAUGGUUUUCUGACAGUGAUGAGAAGUGGCAAAGCAAAAAAAUCUAUUUGACUAAUAUUUUUUAUGUUUUUAUUUUACUUUUAGUUUACGAGAGAAAAAUUGCAUUGUAUAGCUGUUCCUAGGAUUGCACUAAGGCUUGUUCUAAAGCAGUUUCUAGACAAUGAUUUAUGGAUUCUAAGCAGAUGUAGGGUCUCCAAACAAUUCAACACUAAGAAAACAGAAAUGUUUCAUAUAAGCUGUAAAGUAGUGGAAGGUUAAUUGGUUCUAAACUUCUAGAAUAGUUAACACUUCCUUAGUUAUGCACUGAGACUUUUAGGUUUAUAUGUAGUCAUUUGCAACAGUGGUUAUGUUAGCUGUCAGGAGUACAAGUGUAGUAUUUUUAUUUAACAUGUUCAUUGCCACCAGUAGUAUUAAUAAUUCCUACCCUAGUUUCAUUCAAGAAGUGGCGAGGAGCAGUUAUAGUGUUCCAAACUCGUAUGCUACAAGAGAAAUUUGACUGUGUAACAUAAUUGUCUGUGACCAACUGGUAUGUCAUGUGGUCCAUAACUAAGGGUCGAUUGUGACCCACUGGUGGGGCACAUGGCAGCGAACGUGUUCAUUCACUAACAUUUUAUGUCUUAUAAAUACCACAAUACAAUUAUAACAAAAGAAGGGUAGCCAUCCAUCUUUCAAAUUAUAAUGCCAAAAAUACUGCUAACUUGUUUAGUUGAAUAUUAUGCACAACAUUCACUGCCAAGUAUAAUAUACAGACGGGUUAGUGGUCUCUUGACCAAAAGUAUUCCAUAAUUUAAACUGUCGUAGGUAUUAAAUAAUUUUAUUGUUAUUAUUAAUAUUUUGCUUUAGUUGAUGAGAGUAUAGCAGUUUGUGCCAAACUUAAAGAACAAGUGAAGCUAACUGUUAAGGAACAGUUAUGUGGGAUCCCAUAAGGCCAACUGCUUUUAAGAUUGAUUAUUUCAGUUCUAUAAAAAAUGUUACUUAAUUUACAGAAAAUGGAAACAUAACUUAUGUCCAGCUGGUCAAUAUGUAAGUUUGGAACCUAAGCUCACCAAACUAUGCAACCAUUAUUCAUGAUAUACUUCUGCCAUAUCUGAAAACACUGCCAUUUUACCAAACUAUGGUUUUUAACUAAGCCUUGUCAUUUUUGUAUGACAGUAUCAUCAAGAGAUGUGUCAUCCUCACUGUUUGAAGCACAUAUGGGUAGUUUUAUAUAUUAACCUUUUACUGGUUGAUGAUUUUGCUGGGGUACCCAAAGUCAGAAACUCUUGAAUUAUAUUUCAUACAUACAUUCACAUUACCAUGAAAAUAUGUAAUAGUAAUGUGCUGUACAUUGUUCUUAUUAAAAAUUAAGUUAUUGAUAUAAUAUUUUCACUUUUCAACUCUUAAAUAUGUCGUAGGUGUGUAUAUAAUAUCUAUAUUUUAAAACUGUUCAAAAAAUGGGUUUGUUACAUAGUGAAAGAUAAUAUAUUUCAUAUUCCACCUUUAUAAAUCUAUACUUUGAAGAAAACAUAAUGGUUAUACUUAGCUGGAAAACUGGAUUGUCUUGAACUUUUUUUUUUUUGCAAGAAAGUAUGGAGGUUAAUGUAAACAUAAAAAUCUUUUAUAUCACAAGCAAAAUAUUUCUUAUUACAUAAUUAUAAAAAUCUGGAAUUUUGGAUUGCUAGAAAAUUGAAACUUCUGAUAUAUUAUUUUGGAAAAAUUUCCCUAUGAUUGAAUCAUGGGGUGGCAAACUUGGAUACAUAUAUCAUGUAAAUUUGAUGACACUGUGAUGUAUCAUGCUUUCAUGUACAGCUUAAGGUGCCUGUGACACAAAUUUACAGAAGUUUUUCUGGCAUAAAAGGUAAAAAGUAUUACAGUUCUGAAAAGUUGAAACCAAGCAUACAGAAAUAUAGGCUUGGUGCUUAUGUGAUUGUUAAAAUAUAUAUAUUCAGUUUUGAUAAGAACUUCAUUCUUCAUAUUACCGUGAAUCA